Messenger RNA from Gastrolobium bilobum, 1689 nucleotides. Its product is annotated as probable L-gulonolactone oxidase 6. Bases 196 to 1689 code for a protein of 497 amino acids. Gene Ontology annotation, molecular function: D-arabinono-1,4-lactone oxidase activity; FAD binding. The record is from RefSeq and is a predicted model, not a curated record. Gene Ontology annotation, cellular component: membrane. The transcript is spliced from 4 exons. Lineage: Eukaryota; Viridiplantae; Streptophyta; Magnoliopsida; Fabales; Fabaceae.
CUAUUUUUCUAUGUGGCGCUCCCUAUUCCGGAGGAUCCCAUAAAGUGCUCUUCAAAUAACACAAGCUGCACUAUCACAAACUCCUAUGGCAUCUUCCCUGAUCGAACCAUAUGUCAAGCAGCACAAGUGUUGUACCCUACAACAGAAGAAGAGCUUGUGAAAGUGGUUGCAUAUGCAAAUCAAAACAAAAGGAAGAUGAAAGUUGCCACCCGUUUCUCCCACAGCAUCCCCAAGUUGGUCUGCCCUGAAGGCCAAAAUGGGUUGUUAAUAAGCACCAAAUAUCUGAACAAGAUAUUGAAAAUUGACGUGGAAGCAAUGACAAUAACGGUGGAGAGUGGUGUUACAUUGAAGCAGCUCAUCAAUGAAGCUGCAAAGGCCAAUUUGGUAUUGCCAUAUGGGCCAUAUUGGUGGGGCUUGACAAUUGGGGGCCUUAUGGGAACAGGUGCUCAUGGAAGCACAUUGUGGGGUAAAGGAAGUUCAGUUCAUGAUCAUGUCGUGGAGCUUAGAAUUGUUACGCCCGCAGGCCCUGAAGAUGGAUAUGCUAAGAUUCUGAGCUUAACUGAAGAAGAUGAAGAUCUCAAUGCAGCAAAAGUAUCACUCGGCGUGCUCGGAGUGAUUUCACAGAUUACUCUGAAACUGGAACCUCUUUUCAAGCGAUCCAUUACCUAUUUGACAAAAAGCGAUUUGGAUUUGGGAGGUCAAGCAGCUGUAUUCGGACAGCAACAUGAGUUUGCAGAUAUAAUUUGGUACCCAAGGCAACGCAAGGCUGUAUACCGUGUUGAUGAUCGUGUACCAACCAAUACAUCAGGCAGUGGUAUCUAUGAUUUCAUCCCUUUCCGUUCCACUCCUUCACUUGAAUUGGCAUUCAUCAGAAGCACAGAGGAUUUUCAGGAAUCCAUUGGUGAUGCUAACGGAAAGUGCUUACUUGCAAAGGGAGUAAUGCAUGCCCUUGUAGCAACUGCUUAUGGACUAACUAACAAUGGUACAAUCUUCAGUGGAUUCCCUGUUAUUGGAUUUCAAAACCACCUUCAGUCAUUUGGGUCAUGCCUAGAUGGACUUAAGGAUGCAAUGCUCACAUCCUGUCCUUGGGACUUUAGGGUGAAAGGAGAGUUCUUUCACCAAACCACAUUUACCAUUGGCUUGUCUGUUGUAAAGAAUUUUAUUGAAGAUGUGCAAAAGCUAGUUGAAUUGGAACCAGAGGGAUUUUGUGGCGUAGAGAUCUACAACGGAAUUCUAAUGCGUUAUGUCAAGGCUUCAAGUGCCUACUUGGGGAAACAAGAGGAUGCUAUAGACUUUGAUAUCACAUACUACCGUAGCAAAGACCCGAUGACUCCAAGGCUUUAUGAAGACAUCAUUGAAGAGGUUGAGCAGUUGGGAAUUUUCAAAUACGGAGGUCUACCCCAUUGGGGUAAGAACAGGAACUUGGCAUUUGAAGGAGUAAUCAAGAAGUACAAAAAUGCUGGGAAAUUUAUUAAGGUUAAAGAUGCGUAUGAUUCACAAGGUCUAUUCUCUAGUGAGUGGACAGACCAAGUUCUUGGUUUAAAAGAAGGGUUAACAAUAUCAAAGGAUGGGUGUGCACUAGAAGGGCUGUGCAUAUGUUCGCAGGACAACCAUUGUGCACCAAGCAAAGGCUACUUUUGCAGACCAGGCAAAGUCUAUAAGGAAGCAAGGGUUUGUACUCGCUUAUGA